This is a messenger RNA of Octodon degus (degu), 2415 nucleotides long. RefSeq names its product zinc finger protein 548. Gene Ontology annotation, molecular function: DNA-binding transcription factor activity; RNA polymerase II cis-regulatory region sequence-specific DNA binding. The transcript has 2 exons. Gene Ontology annotation, biological process: regulation of transcription by RNA polymerase II. The record is from RefSeq and is a predicted model, not a curated record. NCBI's taxonomy places the organism in Eukaryota, Metazoa, Chordata, Mammalia, Rodentia, Octodontidae. Bases 170 to 1813 code for a protein of 547 amino acids.
GAGCUGCCCCUGGCGGUUCGGUGCUUGCCCUGGGUUGGUGUGGGAUGAGGGAAGCAGUGGCUUGGGCUGUGAAACUAAGAUGAAGAGGUCGUUCGGGAUACGGCUGGGAGGUGAAGAGACCGAGCUCUGAGCCCUUCAGUCACUGUGGCCCAAAUAGGUGAGUCUAAAAAUGGAAGAAAGUGGCAUCACCAAAACCUGCACAUUCACUGAACUGUCUCCACUGUGGCAGGUCUGUGUGGACUUCGAGGAUGUGGCUGUCUACUUCUCCCAGGAGGAAUGGGGCCACCUCAGUGAGGCCCAGAGAAUCCUGUACUGUGACGUGAUGCUGGAGAACCUGGCGCUUCUGUCCUCACUAGGUUGCUGGCAUGGAGCCAAGGGUGAGGAGGCCGUUCCUGAGCAAGGGAUUUCUGCAGGAGGAUCACAGGUUACCGCUGCAAAGCCAGAGUCACCCACUGAGAAGACCAAGCCUAGGGAGACAUGUGACCCACUUGUGAAGGAUGUUCUGCUCCUAGCUUUGCACAGUAGAACGCAAACUGAGCAAGACAUGUGUCUUCGUGAGGCAAAGCUUUACUGGCCUCCAGAGCAGACUGGAGAAAAUCUUUGCAGGAGGGACAAUUGGAAAGAUUCAUUUUUGAAGAACUGCAGAGCUCGUAUGGCAGAGAGGACCUUCCCAUGCCAGAAGGGAUGGAAGGAAUUGCCAGCUACUUCAGGCCGUUUCCAGCGCCAGCUCCCUCACUGUGGGCGGAAGCCCGACAAGGAGACUGAGGGCAGGGAGGCCCUUCAAGCCGGACUCGACAAUUACAUGUGCAGUAAAUGUGGGAAACCCUUCAGAAGCAAGUACUUGCUUGUGAAGCAUGAGAAAACUCACGCAGGAGAAAGGCCGUAUCAGUGUACCAAAUGUGGGAAGUUCUUUAGGUACACUGCCAACUUCAGGAAACAUCAGAGUAUCCACAGAGGAGAAAGGUCUUACAAGUGUAGAGAUUGUGGAAAAUCAUUCAUGUACAACUAUAGACUCCUGAGACAUAAGAGAGUUCACACUGGAGAAAGGCCUUAUGAAUGUGACGUGUGUGGGAAAUUCUUUAGGUACAGCUCUACCUUCUUUAGACAUCAGAGAGUUCACACUGGAGAAAGGCCUUACAAGUGUAGUGUAUGUGGGAAGUUCUUUAUGGACAGUUCCACCCUCAUUAAACACCAAAGAGUUCACACUGGAGAAAGGCCUUAUAGGUGCAGUGAAUGUGGGAAGUUCUUUAGAUACAACUCCACCCUCAUUAGGCAUCAGAGACUUCACAGUGGAGAAAGACCUUAUGAGUGUAGCAUAUGUGGGGAAUUGUUCAGGUACAACUCCAGCCUUGUUAAACAUUGGAGAACUCACACUGGAGAAAGGCCUUACAAGUGCAGUGAAUGUGGGAAAUGCUUCAGGUACCACUGCAGGCUCAUUAGACAUCAUCGAGUUCACACUGGAGAGAGGCCUUAUGAGUGUAGUCAGUGCGGAAAAUUUUUCCGGUACAACUCCAACCUCAUUAAACAUUGGCGGAAUCACACCGGAGAGAGACCUUAUGAGUGUAGGGAGUGUGGGAAAGCCUUUAACCAUAAACAUAUACUUGUUGAGCACCAGAAGAUCCACACUGGAGAGAGACCUUAUGAAUGCAGUGAAUGCCAGAAGGCCUUCACUAGAAAGUCCCACCUGGUUCAUCACCAGAAAAUCCACAAUGAAGAAAGGCUGGUGUGCUCUGUGAAUGUGAGGAGUGCUUUCGGUACAACUCCAGCUUCAUUAAAUAUAAGAGAUAUCACCGUGGAGAAAAUUUACUGUUGACUUUAAUUGGAUGGUGUUUUCUGAAUUCCCCAUUUUACUGGCGGCUAAGUUAAUCUCUAGAACUUUUUAUCUUGCAGAAGUAAAACUUCACAUUAAGUAAGAAUGCCUCAUUUCCUUCCUCAGCUGGCCCUGGGUACUGCUGCUCUAUCGUUUGUAUCUGUGAGUUGGAUACCUUUUGCUGUUUUAUAGGUGGGAUUAUACACUGUGCCUUUUUUGUGACCAACUUCCUUCACUGAGGCUGAUGUUCCUAAGGUUCAUCCAUGUGUGACAUGUCAGAUCUAUUGCUGGAGUGAAACAAUAUUCUGUGAUACGGGUAAACCAUAUUUCUUUAUAUCUUUAUUGAUUAAUUGGUUCUUGGGUAGUUGUAAGCUUUAUAUUUACUUAAAUGUAUUUUAUCCUUUUUGCGGGGAGGGGCAAAGCCUUUCCGUAUUGCUUCAGUCUCCUGUGUGGCUAAGACAGCACCCUGCAGUUGGGGGUAGCUUCUGAAGAACAGGGUUGGUUGCUUGGCUUCCAGGUUCGAGGACUGGCCUGAGUGAUCUGGGUUGGCUAGUCUGAGGCGUGCGCCUCAGGGCCUGGCAUUCACUUGUUUUUAUAUAAGGUGU